ACUGUUCCACUCUCUGCAUUGCUUUUUGCUUGCUUCUGUGUUUUAGAACUGCAUUCACCUUUGUUUCAUUUAAUGCCAGCCACCUGCGUGAUGCACACUGAGAGAAACCUGCCUUGCUCUUUGCCUCGGUAAGUGCCGUGUAUCCCGGGAGGAUCGAUUUCUCCCUGGUGUCAGAGAAGCUGGUGAGGAACAUGUGUUGGGAGCACUGCAAAGUAACUGGAUUUGCAUGAUCGGACUCGGCAGAUGAGCGAGCUCAACAUACUGCCUUCUUUUGGUUUCCUUUUUGACAUUGAUGGAGUACUAGUACGAGGAAAGACUCCAAUUCCUGCUGCAAAAACAGCCUUUCAAAAGCUAGUUAAUUCUCAGGGACAGUUCUUUGUGCCUGUUGUAUUUGUCACCAAUGCAGGGAAUUGCCUUCGCCAGAAAAAAGCUGAUCAAUUGUCUCAUAUAUUGGGAGUUCCAAUUUCACAAGAUCAAGUGAUGAUGUCACAUAGUCCUCUGCGAAUGUUCAAGCGUUAUCAUGAAAAAUGUGUUCUUGUAUCUGGGCAAGGACCACUUCUUGAUAUUGCUCAAGAUCUGGGUUUCUGUCAACCUAUUACCAUUGAAACCUUACGAGAGAAAUACCCUUUGCUAGAUAUGGUUGACCAUGACAGAAGGCCUAAAAUUCUGUACCCUUCUACUGUGGAGCUUCCCAAGAUUGAGGCUGUUGUUUUGUUUGGGGAGCCAGUCAGAUGGGAAACCAACCUUCAGUUGAUAAUAGAUGUUCUGCUGACAAGUGGCUAUCCUGGAAAUCCAUAUCACCAUGAAAAUUACCCUCAUAUACCUGUACUUGCUUGUAAUAUGGAUCUGAUGUGGGUAGCUGAAGCACAGUCUCCAAGGUUUGGACAUGGAACAUUCAUGAUUUGUUUGGAAAACAUUUACAAGAAGAUCACUGGCAAAGAUCUGAAAUAUGAAGCCUUAAUGGGCAAACCUAGUGAAUUGACUUAUCAAUAUGCAGAAUACCUUAUCAGGGCUCAAGCAGCAGAAAGACAAUGGAAACAGCCUAUUCAAACUCUUUAUGCUGUUGGAGAUAAUCUCAUGACUGAUGUCUAUGGUGCUAAUCUUUACAAUCGCUAUCUUGAAGAGAAGAACUCCAGAAAAACUUCCAAAACACAAAUUCAGGCCAAAGUUGCUGGUGGCAGGAGACCUGCCACUCUCACUCAGGAUGAUGAAAUAGAGAACAAUUGGGAAAGUGAAUUAGCAUCUUCUGCUGCUACCUGUUGUAGGUCUAUUCUUGUUUGUACUGGGGUUUACAACCCUCACACGGAGGUAGCUUCUGAUACCAGGGAGAACAUAACUGACAGAGUGUUCCAUGGCCACAGAGAUUUUCGAUUUGAUCCUGGUUUAGUAGAACCAGAUCAUAUUGUACCAGAUGUUGAUGCAGCUGUAGACCUGAUUUUCCAGUUGGAGAAUUUUGCACCUGGUUGAGAUGACAGGAUUUCUUACGGGCUUUUCAGUGCUUUGCUUCUCUUCCCCCAAACAAUCUGUGCUUUAAAAGCAUGCCACAAAUUGCUGCUUUCUAAAAUUUUUAACUUUUUAACUGUGAUAUUUUUGAAAUACUUAAGUUCUUGCUUUAGUUGCACGUCAUUGUUCUCCCAUUCAUAAUUUUUGGUAUUCUAAUAAUUUAACUAUCACUUAAAUUCUCACAUCAGUUCACUCUUCUGUUUACUGAAAGAUAUAGCUUCCGUUGUUCUGUGGCUCUUAAGCGUGUGAGCUUGUGAUGUAGGAGUCAUUCACAUGAUUACAAAUUGGCUAGUAUGGAGCACGAUAUGUAUAACUUCUUGGUAUUCUACAAGUAAUAAGCUCUCUUCCAAAUAUUCUUCAAAUUAGAGCCAAGUUCAAAUAUGUUCUGCCUUUUCAUACUUGCAUAUAAUUUUGCAACAUUUCUUUUUAUCUGUUUUCCCAUGUGUUGGGAGCUGCCAUUACUUCACUGUGUUUUCUCUCUGAUAUGUAAAGCUUUAAAGAAAUGCCCAUAAAAGAUGGGGAAGGACGAGUUGUUAACACUAUUCUUUUGGAAUUGCAGCUCACCUGAACUCAGUCAUCUAAGGAAAGUUAUCUUUUGUGGCAUACCUGGCCUUUUUGUCAUUGCCUUUUUACCUAAACUCUUAUGAGGAAUUUAAAAUUUUCAUGUGCUUUAGAAAGCAUGUUUCAGGCAUUUCUGUCAAUUGGACUUUUCUACAGAAUGCACAUGACAGCUGUUUGGGCAAAAGUGCCUAAUAUUUUACUUGAAGCUUCUGUAACUGUGGUAUUUAACCUGUCCUUAGAGUGACCAUCUUGUGGCAAUGUUAUAUGUUUGUCGUAAUGGUUUGUGGAUUCUAUAACUGUUCAUUUAAAAAGAAAUUUUGUUUUAUUUUUGUAAAAACAUUU
This is a messenger RNA of Rhea pennata, 2406 nucleotides long. RefSeq names its product haloacid dehalogenase-like hydrolase domain-containing 5. The record is from RefSeq and is a predicted model, not a curated record. Lineage: Eukaryota; Metazoa; Chordata; Aves; Rheiformes; Rheidae. Gene Ontology annotation, biological process: glycerophospholipid biosynthetic process. Gene Ontology annotation, cellular component: mitochondrion. The transcript is spliced from 8 exons. The coding region runs from base 244 to 1467 and encodes 407 amino acids.